This is a messenger RNA of Alosa alosa (allis shad), 1806 nucleotides long. It is a transcript of the gene prr15la, whose product is annotated as proline rich 15 like a. The transcript has a single exon. Lineage: Eukaryota; Metazoa; Chordata; Actinopteri; Clupeiformes; Clupeidae. The coding region runs from base 90 to 410 and encodes 106 amino acids. The record is from RefSeq and is a predicted model, not a curated record.
CACUCCAUCUUGCUAUCUUCUCACACAGUCUCUCUUUGUCUCUUCUCCAUAGAUCUCUCCUCCUCUCUGUUCCGUCCUGUCGUGUGGAGAUGACUGAGCCGGGCCCCAGCUGGUGGAAGCUGACCUUCUUGAGGAAAAAGAAGUCCGAGCCCAAAGUCCUGUACGAGAUCCCUGCCGAGUACGGCAGCAACACAGGGCAUGGGCCCGAGGGUGAACUGCCAGACGACAACCAGUUCAACGCCCGUCUCGAGAAGAUCGUGGACAAGUCGGCCACCAAGGGCCGUCACGUGAAGGUGUCCCACUCCGGCCGUUUUAAGGAGAAGAAGAGGAUUCGCUCCACGCUGGCUGAGAAUCCAGAACUGUUCCCCGCCACUCAGGCCAGCGACGAGAACCAGCAGAGAUCCCAAUAAAGGAGACUAGAAGGUGUAGUGGAUAGUCAUGUCCGCAAACAACUCUGACAAAGAUAGCUAAGCAGAUACAUCAGACAGACCUCCACACACACACACACACACACACACACACACACACACACACACACACACACAUAGUCAGACAUACACAUGCACAUACAAUAAGGACAUGUGAGGAUGUAUUAUAUAUUGAAAGCCUUACACAAUUCAGAUCCAUUGAGGCCAAAUUCCAGCGCAUACCAAAGACAGUGUGUGUGUAGUCUGAUGCCAAUUUCAGCAGGCAUGAUGCAUCUAAUAUCCCAUUAAACAGAUUAAAACCUACAGCACACACACACACACACACACACACACACACACACUAUGAACACACUAAUUCAUAUAGUGCAGUGUGGAGGUUAGGUUUCAUCAAUGUCCAUCUGAAAGAGGAGAUGUCAGAUUCUCAGAGGGCAACCCAUGGUCCACUAUAACCUACACAAACAGUUAAAUAAUUAAUACAUAUAGUCAGUGCAAGCAUGUAGGGUUUUAACCAAUCACAAGGCGGGUGAUUUCCACUUACUCAGGCCUAUUGUCAGCCAUAUGCACCAGAUUGUUGUGCUUUUUAUUUGUAUAAAGUAAAUAGUUUACAUAUUGACCGUUUCAAGAGAGUUCCAUUAUCAGCAUCAUAAUUGUUCCCACAAGGCUUCCAUUUUAACAUUCCAUAUGUUAUCUUAAUGAAGCGGAAGUAGAUUGGGAACAAAAUAGAAUGUUCGAGCAUUGUUUUUGUUUUUCUUGUUAAAAGGGUCUAUAAAGUCAACAGUUCCACAAUUCCACUUACAAUCAGCAUGAACAACUUCGAUAGUUUCUAUUGGACUAUGAUUGGUUAGACUGUCUCUAUGGUAGACAUGACCCUUUAUGGUUGAAUCAUACUGGUGCUCAGAUAAAGGGAUUGUAAACAGAUAAACAGAUCAAACUAAAAUAAAAACAGAUAAAACUAAAAUAAAAACAGAGCUAUCUGUUUUAUUAUCAAUUUUAUUUGGUAUGUCAGGGAUUUUUUAAAAACAUUUUAUCAUAUUUUGAAGACCAUUCAGACAAUAACAAUGUAAAACCCCACAUACUCCAGUGAUCUAUUUUUUUUUAUCCUCUUAUAUUUGUUUAUGUACAAUAUAAAUGUUCAAUACUACUUAGAGGAAAACUUUAAAGAGUGGAGCUAACAGUAGUCAAUUAAGCUUUAUAUUUGAAUUGUUAUUCCGAUGACAAAGUUUUCCUUUUGAAAGAAAUUUUCAAAAUGUUGUGUUAUUUCAUUUGACUGUACAUUUUGGUUUAAUUUGUAAAAUAUGAAAGAAACUGAAAUAUGAAAAUAUGAAAGAAAGUUUUUUUUUUUUUAUAUGUGUCAGAAAAUAAAUAUAUUUGAAUCAUU